Messenger RNA from Zingiber officinale, 886 nucleotides. RefSeq lists its product as uncharacterized. The transcript has 2 exons. NCBI's taxonomy places the organism in Eukaryota, Viridiplantae, Streptophyta, Magnoliopsida, Zingiberales, Zingiberaceae. Bases 28 to 630 code for a protein of 200 amino acids. The record is from RefSeq and is a predicted model, not a curated record.
GCCAAAGCCAAAGCCAAAGCUUUAAGAAUGGGUAAUGUUGGUGAGGACAGGGGUUCAAAGAGGUGGGAUAGAAGGAAACAGGAGGAUGCUAUAGGGUACUGGUGCGGGGAGAGUGCAGCGAUGGUAGCCAACAAAAGGGUGAUGGUGGUGGUAGACCAGAGUGGCAGAUCCAAGCAUGCUAUGAAAUGUGCACUGACCCAUCUGGUCAACAAGGGAGACCUCCUUACCCUCCUCCAUGUCGUCCCUCCUAACCCUCGCCGCUACCUCAGGAGCUCUGUAGCAGGCGCAGGCGCAGGAGCAGGACAUGAUAUUCCCACCCUCGCAAAUUCCCUCGGUGCCCUUUGCAAAGCCUGCAAACCAGAGGUGGAGGUGGAGGCUCUGGUCAUUAAGGGCCCGAAGCUGGCUGCAGUCCUGAGCCAAGUGAGGAAGCUUGAGGUGUCCGUUCUGGUGCUGAGCCAAGGAAAGCCUUCUCCACUUUGUUGCAUGAUCCGCAGCAGCAGCGAGGAAUUCGUAGAGGAGUGCAUUAGCAACGCGGAGUGCUUGACGCUGGCGGUGAGGAAGCAGAGCAGGGGAGUCGGUGGGUACUUGCUCAGCUCAAGGUGGCACAAGAACUUCUGGCUGUUGGCCUAACCUGAACAACGUACGUACCACCUGUAAUCAUCUCGAUCUUCUAGACUCCAGAGUUGGGAUGGAGCAUGUCAUGAUAAAUCGAAGUCUUGUAAAGCGAAAAAUUCCUCACAUAAACUAAUCUGAUCCAUCAGAACGUUUAAUCUCAGUUGAGUUCCCCUCAAUGUAUCAGAUCAAGUUGUCUUUUUCAUUUUUUUAGCGGUUUAUCAAAUCACACACUCAGCUUUCGUAAAUAUUUAAUUGCACAUAAUACUUAUAA